AUGGCUGCUAAUAUCCUUCCAUUGAACUCUGUCACUAUCAGAGCACGUGCCGGACCAGGUUCCCAGAGGCCCGAUCCACAUGGCCGGAAAAGUUCCUCUAGCUCGGGUAACUGGUGGUCCCCGCUCUUCGGAUGGUCCUCCGAGGCCGACUACAUUGGCUCUGAGAAUAAGCCCCAAGAUAUGCAGGAAAAAGAGGACGGCAGAUCGGAGUCGGAUCUCAGCUCAAAACCAGUGAGAUCUCGGUUUGCUCCAGGUGGUUUCACUGAGGAGAAGGCGAGACAACUCCGUAUGAUGACUAAUGAAACGUCAUCGUUUCAUGAUGUUAUGUAUCACUCUGCGAUCGCGUCAAGGCUAGCCUCCGACUUCAAGCACAGAUCCGAACGGUAG
This is a messenger RNA of Jatropha curcas, 387 nucleotides long. RefSeq lists its product as uncharacterized. Lineage: Eukaryota; Viridiplantae; Streptophyta; Magnoliopsida; Malpighiales; Euphorbiaceae. The record is from RefSeq and is marked predicted.